AUGACAGCAAUUGCCAAGAAAUCUGUGGCCACGAAAAGUGUUCCUAGUAAAUCUGUGCCAAAGAAAUCCACCCCUUUUGAUAAUUCCCAUUACAACAAUCCUACGCAAAAGGAAACUUGCGACAUAAUAACAAAACCACAAACCAACUACUUGGAAAAUAAAGGAUUGGAAUCGUUUGUUUCAUUCCCUCCUUGUAUUCAUUUGCAAAAAGUUAUGGAGUCGAGUUCAAGAGAUGCCAUCUUGAAAACCUAUUCGGCAAGUAUAAAGAUUGUUGCAUUAGGACUGCAGUCAUUAGAUGAAGAGAGAAAUAAUAAUAGUAACAACAACCCAAACGCAUAUAGUCGAUUAGCAUACGUUGACAAGGAGGGCAAAACCCUUAGUCUCAAAGCAUUACAAAGAGCAAGAUCUAAGAUUAUAAAAUGUAAUGAUUGUGUCAACUCGAAUUCUGCUUGUCACACGAAAUUGCUGAUGUGUUUACAAUGUACAAAUAUUGGAUGUUGGUCUGGAAAACAUGCUUUGAUGCAUGCUAAAAGUACAGGACAUGUUUUCGGUAUUAAUGCCAAUAAUGGCGAACUAAUAUGUCUAAAGUGCACCGAUCUAGUGUCACAUCCCUUGCUAGAACGUAUAAGGUGCAAAACUUUGAAAUCUAUUGGUGUUUUGAAGAAUUCUUUAAAUACGCCAUAUUUUAAAGUUGAACAUGAAUUAAACAAACGGCAAAUUAUCCAUGACCUAUCGCAUCUUCCAUCUCUCAAAGAAACGAUGGGUCUAAGGGGGUUUAUCAAUUUGGGAUCAACAUGUUUUAUGUCUUCAGUUUUGCAAACAGUUAUCCACAAUCCAUAUCUGAAAAGGUACUAUUUAAGUGGUGGUCACUUGAAUUGUCCAAAGGAUCGUAAUGAAUGUCUCUCUUGUUGCUUGAAUGAUAUAUUUCAAGACUUUUUCACCAAUCCUGCGAUUGUGGGCUAUGGACUAACAUCCUUUAUCGAGGCGGCAUGGAGAGUGAAAAGAUCAUUAGCUGGUUAUAGUGAACAAGAUGCGCAUGAAUUCUGGCAGUUUCUGAUUCACCAGAUACACAAAAACGAUACAACGAGUGCCAGAUACUUAAAAAACAAGGAAAGCACACCAGCUGUUGAGAACGAUAAUACCAGGCAACCAGAGCCAAAAAGUUGUGAUUGUAUUAUUCACAAGACAUUUUCGGGCACUUUAGAAAGUACCUUAACUUGUACUGUCUGCGGGUCAUCAAGGAAGAUAGAAGAUCCCAUGCUAGAUGUGUCAUUGGAAAUACAAGAUAAAAGGGAUGGUGAAAAAGCCUCUUUAGCAGAUCUGCACUCCUGUUUUAUGAAAUACACAAAGGUAGAGGAUCUAGAUGUUCUAUAUGAAUGCCAAAGUUGCAAAACCAGAACUAAAGUAACGAAAAGGUUGGCCCUCAAGAAAUUGCCACCGGUCUUGAGUAUACAGCUAAAAAGAUUUGAGCAUUUAGGGGUGAGUUCUAAAAUAGAUUAUCAUAUCGAUAUUCCUCAUAUUCUGGACGUUCAAGAGUACGUUUCCAAAUCCGGUUAUAAUAACCAGGUUACUACCUAUGAGCUGUUUGGUAUAGUUUGUCAUUUAGGAAGUGUCAACACAGGCCAUUAUCUAGCAUAUGUUAAAGCAACAAAUGGCAUGUGGUUUAAAUUUGAUGACGCAAAGAUUACUAGAAUGAAUGAAGCUGAUGUCAGAAAAGUCAAUGCUUAUAUGGUCUUCUAUUGUAUAAGUGAAUACAGUAAAUAA
Molecule: messenger RNA, 1764 nt
Organism: Pichia kudriavzevii
Lineage: Eukaryota; Fungi; Ascomycota; Pichiomycetes; Pichiales; Pichiaceae
Exons: 2
Coding region: 1-1764 (587 amino acids)
Biological process (GO): protein deubiquitination
Molecular function (GO): cysteine-type deubiquitinase activity; zinc ion binding
Source: RefSeq, a predicted model, not a curated record